Molecule: messenger RNA, 1385 nt
Organism: Trichomycterus rosablanca
Lineage: Eukaryota; Metazoa; Chordata; Actinopteri; Siluriformes; Trichomycteridae
Gene: spo11
Product: SPO11 initiator of meiotic double stranded breaks
Exons: 13
Coding region: 16-1173 (385 amino acids)
Biological process (GO): meiotic DNA double-strand break processing; reciprocal meiotic recombination; meiotic DNA double-strand break formation
Cellular component (GO): nuclear chromosome
Molecular function (GO): DNA topoisomerase type II (double strand cut, ATP-hydrolyzing) activity; DNA binding; ATP binding
Source: RefSeq, a predicted model, not a curated record
GAUUCCUUUCAGAACAUGGCUGAGCACUUGUCUGAGGUAGACAAACUACGAGCAAAACUGUUGCAAAAUAUCGAAGCCGAUGACGAAACGGCAACUACAUACUUUAGUAAUGUUGUGAGGGAAGAUGUUUUAUUACGAAUAGAGAAGGUUAUCGGGAAUAUAGUUUCCAGUUUAUCAAGAGAAGAAGCACCUGUCUUGCUCUUAAACAGUCGUAGCCAAUGGUCGAGUGUGAGGUUUGAAAAGCCUGUUGGUCUGCUUAUGACUUCAGACUGCACUGUCACAACUCUACGAAGUAAUGGCUCUUUAAGUCUAAACAAGUUUGCAGUGAUAUUAAAGGCCCUGUCAACAAUUUACAACUUACUCCAAAAUGACUCAUAUGCAACCAAAAGGGAUAUGUACUAUAAUGAUCCUCAGCUGUUUGGAUCACAGAAGAUUCUGGAUACCGUUGUUGAUGAUUUGUCAUGCAUGCUCAAAGUUUCUCGAAGAAGCCUACAUGUGCUUGCUACUACUAAAGGAUUAAUCAUCGGUGAUUUGUGUUACUUAGAGGAGGAUGGGACGAGGGUUGACUGUAGCUUCACUGCAGUCCCUGUAUGCUCGAAUGUCCGCGGGAUAAUAAGUGUUACAUCAUCUGCAAAAUUUGUUCUGGUCAUUGAAAAAGAUGCCACCUUUCAGAGACUUUUGGAUGAUGAUUUUUGCACACGAUUCUACCCAUGUAUCAUGAUAACUGGUAAAGGUGUACCAGACAUCAACAGCAGACUGAUGGUGAGGAGAUUAUGGGAGACAUUGCAAAUUCCAGUGUUUGCCCUGGUGGAUGCGGACCCACAUGGGAUUGAAAUCAUGUGUAUAUACAAGUAUGGAUCAGUUUCUAUGGCAUUUGAGGCAGCAAAUCUGACUGUCUCCUCCAUGCUAUGGCUAGGCCUGUUGCCCUCAGACAUUGAAAGACUUGGGGUGCCACAUGAUGUUCUAAUUCCAUUUACAGAGGCAGAUAAAAGAAAGAUGAACAGUCUGAAAAAAAGACCUUACAUCUUUUGCCACCCUGCAUGGGAGAGAGAGAUAACACUUAUGCUGCAAUGGAAUCAGAAAGCUGAGAUCCAGUCCCUUGCAUCCAUAGCCCCUCAUUUCCUCACUCGUGUUUACCUACCCAAUAAACUGUGUCAUGGAGGCUGGAUAUGAACAUCACUGGAUGCUGUAAUUUUACUUGCACUGCAGCAGACUUUGCUAAUAAUAUAUUUACUGUAUAGAAUUAUCUUUACCAUAUUUUAAGUUAGAAGAAUAGUUUGGUGUUGGUUUAUGCUGCUUUAGGCCCUUAAAGUGUAUUGAUAGUAAUGUUAUACUUAUAAAAGUAUAUGUUUGUUAAAACCAAUAAACAAAAAGCAAACAUCCAA